Belonocnema kinseyi is the source of this 3308-nucleotide messenger RNA. It is a transcript of the gene Pu, whose product is annotated as GTP cyclohydrolase 1. The record is from RefSeq and is a predicted model, not a curated record. The transcript is spliced from 6 exons. Gene Ontology annotation, cellular component: cytoplasm. Gene Ontology annotation, molecular function: GTP binding; zinc ion binding; GTP cyclohydrolase I activity. Gene Ontology annotation, biological process: tetrahydrofolate biosynthetic process; tetrahydrobiopterin biosynthetic process. Lineage: Eukaryota; Metazoa; Arthropoda; Insecta; Hymenoptera; Cynipidae. The coding region runs from base 248 to 1060 and encodes 270 amino acids.
CAGUCGCACCGCGUCACUCCAGCGAGCGACGUCGUGUCACUCAGCAAUCUCAUUUUUAACUUUAAAUUUUCAUACAAUCAGUUUUCAUCGAGAAUUAUUAUCAAUCGACCGGCUGGAACCUUGACAACCAUUCUUCAACUCUCUUCUGGAUCGUUUUACUAAGAGUAAAAGGAAAAAUCAAGUGUAAUUGAAUUCUCUCUCGCGACGAAUCUUUGUGGUACACGUGCAAUAAAAGUGGGAUUCAAAUAUGAAUGGGAUUGGCGGACAGUGCACGAAAGUGAAUAGCGAGAUGAAGAUUUACGGCGGUAAGGAUGAGUCGACAGGCGUCAUCAAAAAACCUGCUGCAUUGAGAAAUGUUUCAUGGAGUGAAAAUAUGGAGGACUCUGAAAUUGAUGUGCCCGGAACGCCCAGGACACCCAGAACCUCCACCACACCAGGACACGAAAAAUGCACAUUUCAUCAUGACCUGGAAUUAGACCACCGUCCACCAACAAGAGAAGCUCUUCUUCCAGAAAUGUCCCGAAGUUACAGACUACUUUUAAAUUCUCUUGGAGAAAAUCCUGAUCGACAGGGACUUUUAAAAACACCAGAAAGGGCCGCCAAAGCCAUGUUAUUUUUCACUAAAGGAUACGACCAGAGUGUCGAAGAUAUUAUCAAUGACGCUGUUUUUGACGAGGACCACGACGAAAUGGUUGUAGUGAAAGACAUAGAAAUGUUCUCAAUGUGCGAGCAUCAUUUGGUACCAUUCUAUGGCAAAGUAUCCAUUGGGUAUCUUCCACAAAAAAAAAUUCUUGGACUCAGUAAAUUAGCCAGGAUUGUGGAAGUUUUCAGUCGUCGUUUACAAGUGCAAGAGCGACUUACAAAACAGAUAGCCAGUGCAGUUUCAAACGCCGUCCACCCAGCGGGGGUAGCCGUUGUCGUAGAAGGAGUGCACAUGUGUAUGGUCAUGAGAGGAGUCCAAAAAAUAAAUAGCAAAACUGUGACAUCUACUAUGCUCGGAGUGUUUCGAGACGAUCCAAAGACUCGAGAAGAAUUUCUCAACUUGGUUCAUUCUAAAUAGAAGUAUAACCUGCCAUCUUUUGGGAGCCGAAGAAUCGAUUAGAAAUAUCCUCCUGAACAGCAUCUCACAAACAUGACAAAAAAACUGUUUGAAAUUUGUUUACCGAGAAAUCAUGUCAUAAUACUUUUAUUAAGUUAAAAAAGCUGCCUUGAGUAGAUUCAACUCGGUGUUUGGAAACACUCAAGUUCAGUAGAGUGGAACUGAAAACGUAAGUUUCUUCCUAAAUGAACGGUACAUGAGCUGCUCAGAGCGUGACAUUUGAGACAAUAUUUGAAAAUUGUUUGCAAGUUUGAAAAUAAAGUUAUAAUAAUAUCACUAAAUACUCCAAAUUUUAUAAACUUCAAGGGUAAAUAUUGACUACCAGUUUCCAUAGUUUUAUUUGACAAUCCUUUCUUCAAGAUGACAAUGAAUGCUUAUCUAUGAUAUCAUAUGAUACAUGAUGCUGCAUCAAAUAAAACUAUGAAAACGAUAAAGACUUUCUGGCCAACCCAAUACAAGUGAUAAAAUUAUAUUUAAAUCAGAAAUAGAGUUUAAUUUUAAUAAACGUUUCAGACUUGUAAAUAAUUUAUAACUAAAACUAAUGGUUUAGCUGCAAGUUUCAUUAUCAGAGUUUCAAACAGAAAUCUUUUUAAAAAUAAAGUACCCUAUAAAACUUGCAGUUAUGCCAUAAAUAUUAAGAUUAAAUAACCUUUGGAAGGCACUAAAAGGGACAAUACUUUUGAUAAAUUCUCAAAUUUAUUAAUACUGAAUUAAACAAGUUAGUGUCGUCCAGAAGACUAUGAAGAUGCAAUGAAAGUCUAGAAUUUCAAACCUAUACAAAUUUUUAAUUUAUUAAAGAGAGUAAAACUGUUAUUCUAAACAUUUUGACAUUACACGUAAGGUGGAACAGCCAUGCACUUUGCGAGAAAAUGUCGAGAGUUGCCGAUUAUUUAGUAUAAUGACUCGAAAUCUACUAAAGUUUUAAUUCAAGUUGAUUAGACUUUUCUUCAAUGGGACCUAUUAUUGUAAUGAAUGUUUUGCGAAAUUGGUUAUAGGAAACAAAUUGCAAUAGAGACGGUGUGGUACUUAAUAAUUACUUAAUUCAUUUGAGAGAAAUCGCUAUUGAAAUAUUAUUUAUCCGAAAAAAGUGAAUGCCGCACUCGACGUUACCAAAAAAUGUACAUCGAUGCCUAUCAUAAUGAUCGAAUUAGCACAAUUAGAACGAUUGUGAUUAAAUACAAAUUCAAACUAUUUAUAAAAAGGCCGUGUCUAGUCGCAAAAUUUAGGACAAAUAGCCAAAAUUGUAUCGCUAUGUCGCCUAUUCGUUUGGAUUCGCCCGGCGAAUAGUCCGAAAAAAGGGAACGGGAGGCUAGUCGUUAGAAAAUAUUCCGGUCUUUAAACUUAGUUUCUUCCCAUACACGCAGAAAAAUGUGUUUUUCAUUUGUUUCUGUUAUGGUUUUAAUUAACUGCAAUGAUUAUUAUCGAUUUAAUUAUAGGUAAUAUAAUCAGUUUUAGGUUUAUUUACCAAAUUUAAUUGAUAUACUGAAAUGCACUUGAAAAUUAUAUAAAUUAUUCACUUAAGUUCAAAAAUAUCUUCAAUUAUAUACAUAUACAUUAUUUAUAUUAAACAAUUGCGAAGUUUUUGUUGACAAGGGCAUUAGAAAUUCAGCAACUCAGCCAUUUGCUGCACUUUUUGUCAGGAAUUAUUUUAAGAUAUAAUGUAUUAAGAAGGUGAAGGAACUAUGAAAAAUUGAUACUUUAGCUUUAGUAUUCUAAUUGAAAGAUGUUGAGGAAUGCUGUAAUUUUGAUUGUAUGAUUUCGAGCAACCGAAUCUCCAUUACUGCCACUCACAAGUACAAUUAUUUAUAUAUGAUUAUUAAUCAUUUACAGGCAUAGUAUUCGUAAUUUCAAAUAUAUGUUAUCCUCGAGUUUGGAAUCCAUUUUCUGAAAGUUUACCAAUUAAAACUCUGAAACAUUUUCGGAAAUCGAUUCCCAAAUGAUUCCAUUUGUAAUAUUUUUAUAAACUAAUUUUUUUAAAUUAUUAAAAUUUUAUAAACUAAACCGAAACAGAAAAUAUUUCUGAGAUAUUUGAAAUAUUGUAUAAUUAAAGCUUUUCAACGAAUUUCUUUAAAGUGAUAAAGAGUCUUCGAGUGGUUUGACCAAUGUUUGACGACGAGAUUAUGGAACGUUAUUUGCGACGAUUUAUGAGAGUUUAAUAUAUUUAUCAUAUUUUUCUGACAAUAUAUAAAAUAUAUUUAUAUUUUAAAUA